AAUGAAUAUAAAAGGAUCUUGAUGUUCUUCGAACAGAAAGCAAAUACCUACCACUGACACUUCCAACAAUCAAUAGAACCACUCGUCACCACUGUCUUGACCAUGUCUCAAUCUCUUGUCUUCAUUACCGGGUCGACAGGCUUCAUUGGGUCUCAUGUCGUUAUCCAAACGCUCGAAGCAGGCUACAAGGUUCGCCUAAGCGUGCGCAAGGAACCUCAAAUCGAAGGUCUCAAGAAGCUCUUCUCCAAGCAUAUCAGCAACGUCGACUUUGUCGUCAUUCCGGAUCUGUCCAUCUCAAGCGCUUUCGACAGUGCCUUGAAAGAUGUCGAUUACGUCCUACAUCUCGCUUCACCGAUGCCUGGUAAAGGUGAAGACUUCAAGAAGGAGUACCUCCAGCCUGCAGUGCAAGGUACAACAUCGGUUUUGAAUGCCGCAAAGAAGUUCAGCACCAUCAAACGCAUCGUCAUCGUGUCAUCGAUACUUGCCUUGGUCCAACUAGAUGCGCUGACGGGAGGCAAAUUUGAACCGAGAGAAGGACGAAACCAGGAGAUCUCCGUGGAUCCCGACAUGGAAUUUCCCGCGGAUCCGAUGGCUAGCGGAGGAGCAAAGUAUCACGCCUCCAAACUUCUAGCCCAUCGAGCCACCCUCGAAUGGGUUGCAGAGAACAAACCACAUUUCGUUGUCAUCACCCUACAUCCCUCCUUCGUCUUUGGUCGCAACCUCAGCCAGACAUCUCCUGACGGAGUCGAUGGUACUAAUGCUAUGCUUUGGGGCUGCCUGUACUCCGAAAAGCCCUUCAUUCCCGCAGUUGGAGUGGAUGUUCGAGACGUUGCACUUGCGCACGUGCGCGCCUUGGAGACGAAGCUUAAUGGAAACAACGAAGUUCAGGAGUUUGUGCUGAGCGCUAGUGAGAAGGACGGAUGGUCUUGGACCAACAUAGCAAAGUUUGCACAAGAGAAAUAUCCUGGCUUGGGUACAAAGUUGGAAGGUUCAUUUGAUGCGCCUCCACCUGUCGAAUCACGCCGCGCUCAGGAAAUCCUAGGCAUCAGGUGGAAGAGGAUGGAAGACACUAUCGCAUCUUUCUUGGAUCAUCAGCUCGAGUUGAGGGCCCAGCUCUAAGCUCUGAUGUAAGCAACGCAACAUGCUUAGCCAGAUAUUAGUCACUGUCAUUUAACUUCGCCCUUCGUCCUUCCUAAGCUAGAUUGAGAGUUUCUGUGACCUCAUGAGUACGGUGUCGAUGCAAGGAUUGCAAACGCUGAGUUUUGAGGGUAAGACGCGCCACUGGCGAGCUCUUACGAGUGCUUCUGGUUGUAGUUCCCUCGAUUCCACCCCGCUU
Alternaria alternata is the source of this 1336-nucleotide messenger RNA. RefSeq names its product NAD dependent epimerase/dehydratase. The coding region runs from base 103 to 1119 and encodes 338 amino acids. Gene Ontology annotation, molecular function: oxidoreductase activity, acting on the CH-OH group of donors, NAD or NADP as acceptor. The record is from RefSeq and is a predicted model, not a curated record. The transcript is spliced from 2 exons. NCBI's taxonomy places the organism in Eukaryota, Fungi, Ascomycota, Dothideomycetes, Pleosporales, Pleosporaceae.